Neurospora tetrasperma FGSC 2508 is the source of this 303-nucleotide messenger RNA. RefSeq lists its product as uncharacterized. Bases 1 to 303 code for a protein of 100 amino acids. Lineage: Eukaryota; Fungi; Ascomycota; Sordariomycetes; Sordariales; Sordariaceae. The record is from RefSeq and is a predicted model, not a curated record. The transcript has 2 exons.
AUGAGACCGGCUGAAAGGAUCCGUCUGGAUAUGGAUUCUCUCCAUAAACACAUCUCCACACAGCCUCCAUCCGGUGGAGCAUGGGAUGUUUCGAAUCGCGGGUGGACGGCACUCCCGAUCUCGCUAGAGCAGCCACGCACAUGGCAAACAACUCCUCUUACCCAUGGGGCUGUUCAUCUCCGAGGCUUCCUUUAUCACCCCUCUCGAGAGACAUCUUUCACCGAGCUUCUUCGUCCACAACGACGUCAAUGCACCCCGCAAUCAACGACUUUGGUGAUAACAGGGGCCGGAGACGAUGGAUAA